Cladophialophora psammophila CBS 110553 is the source of this 1431-nucleotide messenger RNA. RefSeq lists its product as uncharacterized. The coding region runs from base 1 to 1431 and encodes 476 amino acids. The record is from RefSeq and is a predicted model, not a curated record. NCBI's taxonomy places the organism in Eukaryota, Fungi, Ascomycota, Eurotiomycetes, Chaetothyriales, Herpotrichiellaceae. Gene Ontology annotation, cellular component: Set1C/COMPASS complex. The transcript has 4 exons. Gene Ontology annotation, molecular function: protein binding.
AUGAAUUUGGCACUGAUAGAUCCAUUUCAAUUAGCCCAGGACUCCCCUGACGCCCUCACCAACGACCUUAGAUCUGGCCAUGCGACCACCCUGAGAUUCAGUCGCAAGGGCGACUAUCUCGCGUCGGGUCGGGUGGAUGGAAAAAUCAUCAUCUGGGACAUGGAGACGUACGGGGUUGCCAUGAAACUUCAUGGUCAUUGGAAGCAGAUUCAGAGUUUAAGCUGGUCGAGAUGCGGUCGCUACGUCCUGUCAGCGUCCCAAGACUGUAGAGCCUGUCUUUGGGACCUGAAAACCCAGGAACGAAUCCGAACCGUCAAAUUCGAAGCGCCAAUCUACACAGCGGAACUUCACCCAUACAACCACAAGCUCUUCGUUGCUUCCCUUUUCGAAGACCGACCAUAUCUGGUUGACAUCACCGAUGCUGUUCCUGUCAAGCGUGUCCUUCCUACUACCCCUCUGAGCGACAGCAUCCCUGCCUCCGAGAACAAACAAGCCACCACCUCAGCCAUUUUCUCCGUGUUAGGCAAUCACAUCAUCACCGGCACCUCAAAGGGGUACAUCAACAUUCUCGAGACCGAAUCCCGUAAAAUCAUCCACUCGACAAAGAUCUCGACUGGUCUUAUCUCUCUUCUCCGCCUGACCACCAACGGCCGCCAACUCCUUGCCAACAGCACCGACCGAAUCAUCCGCACCAUCAACCUCCCGGAUCUAAGCCUGAUCACUCCCUCCACUGCACCGGCCACGGACCCCAGUAGUAGUGACGACCAGCACGACCGUGACCCAGCCACCCUGGCAGAGAACAUUGUCCUCACUGUCGAACACAAAUUCCAAGACCUGGUCAAUCGUCUCCGCUGGAACCAUUGCGCCUUCAGUCACAGUUCAUCCACAGGCAUCGCAGACUACGUGACAGCCUCAACAUACAUGAAGAAGGACAUUUACAUCUGGGAACUUCGUACCAAUUCUCUCCUCCGAAUUCUCGAAAACCGUGAGGAACCCGCGAUAAUUGAGUGGCAUCCCUCCCGUCCGCUCCUGGCAUGUACGAGCAUUGAAACGGGCAGCAUCCAGAUCUGGGGUAUCGAGCCACAGCAGAAGUGGUCUGCAUUGGCACCUGAUUUCACCGAAGUGACGGAAAAUGUCGAGUACGUUGAGCGCGAGGACGAGUUCGACGAAUACCCACAAGAAGAGCACCAGAAGCGCCGCUUGGAUAGAGAGGACGAGGAGGUGGACAUCUUGACGGUGGAGAGGAAGAUGGGUGAAGAAGACAGCUUCGUCCUGCCGGUGUUGUUUGAUAUUGAGGACUCAGAGGGCGACGAUCAGGAACUGGUGAGGCAUGGUGUCGGGACACUUAGGAAGAAGGAUGUCAAUGAGGGGAAGGAGUAUGAGAAUGAUGGCGACGAGGUGCCCAAGACCGUAAGGAGACGCAAGUAUUAA